UUUCACCUUACUUUCACUUUACUCCCGCUUCAGUCGCAUGUCUGUGUGACACUACGGUCCUCCAGCGCACUAGAUGGCGCUGCACAUUCAUAUUUCUGCCUAUUGCUUACGGAAGUUUAAGAAGCAUUAGCCAUCGCUCUUUGAAUGAAGGUUGUUCCCGUUUGGUUAACAGAGAAAGAGACUACAUAAAGAUGUCUGAUAGUGAGGACAGUGAUUUCUCUGAUAACCAGAGUGAGAGGAGCAGUGAGGCUGAAGAAGUGGAGGAAAACGAGGAUGAGGAAGAACAAAGGAGUUUAACUGGCAGCGACAAGGCAGCAGAAGAGGAAGGAGAAGAUUUGGAUGAAGAGGAAUAUGAUGAAGAAGAGGAAGAGGAUGACGAUCGGCCCAGGAAGAAACCUCGACAUGGCGGUUUUAUCUUGGAUGAAGCCGAUGUUGAUGACGAGUAUGAAGAUGAAGAUCCCUGGGAGGACGGGGCUGAAGAUAUCUUAGAAAAAGCAGAAGAAGCUGAAGUGUCCAACAUUGACCAUGUAGUUUUGGAUGAGGAUCACUCGGGUUCUCGUAGGUUACAGAACCUCUGGAGGGACUCCCGAGAAGAAGCUCUGGGGGAGUAUUAUAUGAGAAAAUAUGCCAAAUCCUCAGGAGGAGAGCAUUUUUAUGGCGGCUCAGAGGAUCUUUCAGAUGACAUCACCCAACAGCAAUUGCUACCUGGAGUCAAGGAUCCCAAUUUGUGGACUGUUAAGUGUAAGAUCGGAGAGGAGAGAGCAACCGCCAUCGCCCUCAUGCGGAAAUUCAUUGCGUAUCAAUGCACAGACACUCCACUUCAAAUCAAAUCUGUGGUAGCCCCGGAGCAUGUCAAGGGUUACAUCUAUGUGGAGGCAUACAAACAAACUCAUGUCAAGGCCGCUAUUGAAGGAGUCGGAAAUCUACGUAUGGGUUUCUGGAACCAGCAGAUGGUGCCCAUUAAAGAAAUGACAGAUGUCUUGAAAGUGGUUAAGGAAGUGACGAAUCUUAAACCCAAGUCUUGGGUUCGUCUGAAGCGAGGCCUUUAUAAAGAUGAUAUUGCCCAGGUGGACUACGUUGAACCGAGCCAGAAUACGAUUUCGCUAAAAAUGAUUCCUCGUAUCGAUCUGGACCGCAUCAAAGCAAGGAUGAGCAUGAAAGACUGGUUUGCAAAGAGAAAGAAGUUUAAAAGACCAGCUCAGAGGCUUUUCGAUGCUGAAAAGAUCAGGUCUCUCGGUGGUGAGGUCAGCCACGAUGGUGACUUCAUGAUAUUCGAAGGCAACCGUUAUAGCCGAAAAGGGUUCCUGUUCAAAAGCUUUGCCAUGUCAGCCGUGAUCACAGAUGGUGUCAAACCCACUCUUUCAGAGCUGGAGAAGUUUGAGGAUCAGCCCGAGGGUAUUGACCUUGAAGUAGUCACAGAGACCACAGGCAAGGAGCGUGAGCACAAUCUCCAGGCAGGUGAUAAUGUGGAGGUGUGUGAGGGAGAGUUGAUCAACCUUCAGGGCAAAAUCCUGAGCGUGGAUGGCAACAAGAUUACCAUCAUGCCCAAGCAUGAGGAUCUUAAGGAUCCACUUGAAUUCCCAGCACAUGAACUGAGGAAGUACUUUCGAAUGGGCGACCAUGUGAAAGUAAUUGCGGGUCGUUUUGAAGGCGACACGGGUUUGAUAGUCCGUGUGGAGGAGAACUUUGUUAUUCUGUUUUCCGACCUCACCAUGCAUGAAUUGAAAGUUUUGUCCAGGGAUCUGCAGCUGUGCUCUGAGACGGCCUCAGGUGUGGAUGCAGGCGGGCAGCAUGAGUGGGGAGAGCUGGUGCAGUUAGACCCCCAAACCGUCGGUGUCAUUGUCAGACUAGAGCGAGAGACCUUCCAGGUUCUGAACAUGCAUGGGAAGGUUUUAACAGUCCGCCAUCAGGCCGUAAACAGACGAAAGGACAACCGUUUCGCCGUAGCUCUCGACUCGGAGCAAAACAACAUCCACGUGAAGGAUAUUGUCAAAGUCAUUGAUGGACCACACUCGGGCCGUGAAGGUGAAAUCCGUCAUCUCUUCCGAGGCUUCGCUUUUCUUCACUGCAAGAAGCUUGUUGAGAAUGGAGGCAUGUUUGUUUGUAAGACGCGCCACCUUGUUCUUGCAGGGGGCUCGAAGCCCAGGGAUGUGACCAAUUUCACAGUUGGGGGGUUUGCUCCUAUGAGCCCACGGAUCAGCAGUCCAAUGCAUCCAGGAGGAGGUGGUGGUGGUGGUGGUCAGCAGCAAAGGGGUGGCGGUGGAGGCAUGGGGCGGGGACGUGGAAGGCGAGACAAUGAUUUGAUUGGUCAGACUGUCCGGAUAUCCCAGGGACCUUACAAAGGCUACAUCGGAGUGGUGAAAGAUGCCACAGAAUCGACAGCUAGGGUAGAGCUCCAUUCGACAUGCCAGACCAUCUCAGUGGACCGUCAGCGUCUCUCGACCGUGGGUGCCAAGCGACAGGGAGGAAUGACGUCUACACACGGACGUACCCCAAUGUAUGGCUCUCAGACACCUAUGUAUGGAACUGGCUCACGUACUCCAAUGUAUGGUAGCCAGACGCCCCUCCAUGAUGGAAGCCGUACACCUCAUUAUGGCUCCCAGACUCCUUUGCAUGAUGGAAGCAGGACACCAGGUCAAAGCGGUGCAUGGGACCCCAGCAAUGCAAACACACCAUCACGAGGCGAAGAUGAAUUCGAGUUUAAUUAUGACGAUGAACCCUCGCCGUCUCCUCAGGGUUAUGGCGGAACGCCCAACCCGCAGACCCCUGGUUAUCCAGAAGUGCCCUCCCCACAGGUCAACCCCCAGUACAACCCUCAGACUCCUGGGACGCCUGCCAUGUACAACACCGACCAGUAUUCCCCAUACGCAGCACCAUCUCCGCAGGGAUCUUACCAGCCCAGUCCCAGCCCACAGAGUUACCAUCAAGUAGCCCCAAGCCCCGUGGGAUACCAAAAUACGCACUCUCCCGCCAGUUACCACCCCACCCCAUCACCUAUGGCCUACCAGGCCAGUCCAAGCCCCAGCCCAGUUGGUUACAGUCCAAUGACUCCUGGAGCUCCAUCUCCAGGAGGCUACAACCCUCACACCCCUGGAUCUAACAUCGAUCAGGCCUCCAAUGACUGGGUCACCACAGACAUCAUGGUGCGGGUAAAAGACACUUUCUUGGACGGCGGCGUCAUCAAUCAGACCGGUGUCAUCCGCAGUGUUACAGGAGGGAUGUGCUCCGUUUUUCUUCAAAACACAGACAAGGUGGUUAGCAUUUCAAGCGAACAUCUGGAACCCGUCACUCCAACCAAAAACAACAAGGUAAAGGUGAUUUUAGGAGAAGACCGGGAGGCCACAGGGGUGCUGCUCAGUAUCGAUGGAGAAGAUGGCAUUGUUCGAAUGGAGCUGGAUGAGCAACUGAAGAUUCUCAAUCUCCGCUUCCUUGGGAAAUUGGAAGCGUAAAGAACCACACACACAUAAAAUCACGUUUUUAUACUCAAAAGCAGAUGUUUUUUUUCUGUUUACCAUCUUUGUGAUGUAGCUGGCCUUUUUUAUUAGUGGAUGCAAUUUUUAGUGAAUAGUCUUUUUUUGUUUCUGUGGUGUAUAAAACCUUUUGGCAAGCUGCCUCCAUGUGAAAUAAAAUGUGAACUGUAAGUUCCUCAACCCAUCCA
Molecule: messenger RNA, 3658 nt
Organism: Misgurnus anguillicaudatus (oriental weatherfish)
Lineage: Eukaryota; Metazoa; Chordata; Actinopteri; Cypriniformes; Cobitidae
Gene: supt5h
Product: SPT5 homolog, DSIF elongation factor subunit
Biological process (GO): transcription elongation-coupled chromatin remodeling; regulation of DNA-templated transcription elongation; regulation of transcription by RNA polymerase II
Cellular component (GO): DSIF complex
Molecular function (GO): protein binding; mRNA binding
Source: RefSeq, a predicted model, not a curated record